Molecule: messenger RNA, 2290 nt
Organism: Salarias fasciatus (jewelled blenny)
Lineage: Eukaryota; Metazoa; Chordata; Actinopteri; Blenniiformes; Blenniidae
Exons: 4
Coding region: 1309-1968 (219 amino acids)
Biological process (GO): immune response
Cellular component (GO): extracellular region
Molecular function (GO): chemokine activity
Source: RefSeq, a predicted model, not a curated record
AAAACAAAUUUUGAGGAAAUUUCACUGUGUUUUGCACCAGAAGGUUUCAUUAAAAUUGGCUUUAUGCUGAGGUUGUUGUCAUUUUCUAAAGUGAUGAUUUCCAUUAUGUGUACUCUGCACUACAGAAAAAGAAAUAUUCGAUAGCGAGAGCUCGAACAAGCAAUUCAAUUCAACUAGACGUAAUUUUUAGUUCUUCAAUAUUCAUUGAUUGUUCUUUUUCAAAAGUACCACUUCACGUUGGGACUUACACACUCACUGUUCCACAUACACAACAUAUACACACAGCGGAAGAGCCAAGCUGCUUAAGUGACACACUCUUCUCUCUCCAGAAAAUCUCUGGGCUUCCUCCAAAUAAAAAUAACAGCAAAAUCAGCUCAGUGUCACACUGUAGACUCUUGAUAUUUUAUAAAUAAAAAUCAAUUUGAAUAAAUUCCAAUCUCUCAUCAUGAGAUUAUUAUCAUAUGAUUCAUCCCUGGACCACGUCUUUCUCACUUUGAACGUCUGUUAUCAGAUUACUGUAAAGCAGAGUGUGAUGUUUCCACUCUUGAACGCUGCUAUUUUAAUAAACCUUGGCGGGUUCAAAUUAACUUGCAGAAGUACGGAGUUUUAAAGCAACGUGCUAUAAAUUGUUCUUUAAAUUCCAUUAAUAGAAGUAUCGGGUCCUUCGAAGUGUAUUUACGCACCAAAGUACGUCGGCUAUUUAUGUGUUCAUAUGAAAGCUUAAAACUUUUAUAACGAAUUCAAAUGACAGAAAUAUAACUUUCCAGUUUUUCUGAUCUGUUGAUUUAUAUUGUUUUAGGUUGUCUGACCUCAAUGGAUGUUAUUUCUCUUCAGGCAUUUUACUUAUUCUCACAAGUUUUGAUGUUUCUGCUCAUCGUCUACUCAUGACUGAGAGAAGCGUCUAUCUUUUGCAACAAGGCCCUGACCUCUGACCCCCGAAGGGAGUCCCGCUGCCCACUCCACGCAGAGUUAGGAACAAGUCGUGACUGAAGUUUCCAAACGAAGUGGCCGUAACGCCGUUGAUGAAAGUGCUUCCUGUCGGUUAAGUCUUCGGUCAUUCUGCAGAAUUUCCCUCUGACUCAGCGUUUCCUUCGCUAACGUGACGAGAGGGGCGGAGAAACUAACCGAGGGAGAUGACUAACCAGAGGUACCACUUCUGCUUUUUGCAGGCGCUUAAGUAUCCGAUGUGUCUGCAUGCUCUGACACUUCACACUCUCUACGCUGAGACGACAGGAGGAAACACAACACACCAGCAGAGAUUAAGCUCCUCGCAUCCACCAGGUCUCACAUCCAACAGUGACUUUCGAGAUGGCAAACUGUGGAAGCCUCCUGAAGACCGCGCUGGUCGCCAUCGCCCUGGUGGUCGUCGCUGCCUCCGGAUCAACAGUGGAGAAAGUGGCGCCUUGUUGCACGGCGGUCGACCAAAAUGAGAUAACCGAGCCGAUCGUGAAUGUUUGGAUCCAGAAGGCGAAAGCUCCCUGUGUCGCCGCCGUCAUCUUUCAGACUGAGAAGGACCUCCUCUGCAAGUACGUCAGAGCGGCAUGGGUUCCCAAAAAGAUUCGGGAGUUCAGGGAGGCGAAAGCCCAGUCCAAGCAAAACACCACCCCCUCCCUCCUCUCCUUCAUCGUAUCCACCACCACCUCCUCCCCUUCAUCCACCACCUCCUCCCCUUCAUCCUCCUCCUCCUCCUCCCCUUCAUCAUCAUCCUCCUCCCCUUCAUCCUCCUCCCCUUCAUCCUCCUCUGCCUCCCCUUCAUCUACCACCAUCCCCUUUUCUUCAUCCUCCUCCUCCUCCACCAUCUCCCCCUUCCCCUCUUCAUCCUUCUCUUCCUCUUCUUCCUCCUUUUCCUCCUCCCCGUCUUCAUCCUCCAGCCCUCCUCCCUCCUCCUCCUCCUCCACCUCCGAGGCUGGAGAGAGCUUCUCAGAGAGCAGCAAUGUUUCGGCCGAGACCACCGCCUCCUCCGAAUGAGAGCAUAGACAAAGUUCAGCCAGCUGCAUUUGAAAGAUUCCUUUAGCUUGAAUAUUUAGUUUUCUUUAUUCCAUUGAAAGCCACUUAUUUAUUAGCAGGAUCUUAUUGACCUGUGUUGACAAAGAAAGAGAAAAUAUUUAUUAUCAAGUCUAUUUAUCGAUGUGUACACAUCACCAAAGAGUGCAAUGUUUCACUUGAGAGUUCAUACUGGUAAAUACUGUGAGGGAAUAUUUUGAGUCUUGUAUUUAUUUUUAUAAUAUUUCUUUAUAGAGUGAAUUUGUGCAACUUGUGAAGAAUUAAGUCUGAAAUAAAUUGGAUCUAA